AUGGAUCCCAAUCCAUUUAGGAAUUUAAAUUUUGUUGAUCUUCUUCAAAGUCAACAAGAUAGUUCUGGUUUUGAAUCCUCUGCUCUUCCAGUAAUUGGGACACAAGCUACUGAAGGAUGCAACUUCGAAGAGAGCAGUCCUGCACAGCCUAAAGAAAGAAGGAGUUGGGGUCCAACAGAGGACGUCGUGCUCAUCAGCUCGUGGCUGAACACGAGUAAGGAUCCUGUCGUUGGGAAUGAGCAGAGGUCAGUUGCAUUCUGGAAAAGAAUUGCAACUUACUUCAACGCCAGUCCUAAGCUUGUAGGAUGUGAAAAGAGAGAGUCGUCUCAGUGCAAGCAAAGAUGA
Messenger RNA from Brassica napus (rape), 345 nucleotides. RefSeq names its product glutathione S-transferase T3-like. The coding region runs from base 1 to 345 and encodes 114 amino acids. The record is from RefSeq and is a predicted model, not a curated record. The transcript has a single exon. NCBI's taxonomy places the organism in Eukaryota, Viridiplantae, Streptophyta, Magnoliopsida, Brassicales, Brassicaceae.